UCGGGGUCGAACUCGAGGCGGGUGUGGCGCGGGUGGUGGAAGUGAUGGAGACCUCAUGGGCGCGCAGGGUCGGGGUCGAGACCGUCGCUGCUCGGAUGACGCUUGCCGGGCAAUCGAACGAGGGAGGAGACGUACCGUCCGCGCAGGGUCGUGAUCGGGACGCAACGGCCGACGACAGGACGGCGCUCAGAUGGAGGGGAGGAGGAGGAGGGUCAUCAACUCUCCCGCCUUCUGUACCGCCGUGGGCGGAGCUGUCGGCGGGGACGGCGGUUCCGACCACCUCCUCCUCCUCCCCCUCCCCCUCCCCCUCCUCCCAUCUUUGCCCUCCUCGGCGGAUGUCGCUGCGCGAGAGGAUGCUGUCCUUGCCGAGCUGGAAGUACACAGAUCUGUCUAUAAUCUGCGGUAAUGGCGGGAGAGGACCGCCGGCCACGUGUUGGUCUACUGGAAGAGAAGGGCCAGGGUCAACGAGCGGUGGCGGCGGCGGUGGUGUGGGCACUGACGAGAGGAGGGGAGUCUCGGUCUCUCAUCGUCCCGGUCUCUCAUCAUCUAGCGAUGAUCGGGAUCGGUCGUAUGACGCUUGCAGCGGGGCUCGAACGGGCGGUCUGUCGGCUAGCGUUCGACCGAGCUUGUCCUCCACCGACGACCUUGCCGCGGCGGCGGCUCGUAGGGAUGAUCGGGAUCGGGAUACUCGUUCUGUGAGAAAGCCGAGCCAAGCUAUCGUUCGGCAUCGGGAUCGGGAUCUGAGCUGUCCUUCCUUGGUCCGAAUCCGCGCUGACGUGGCACGAACCGGUGCUGACGCGGCGGGAGGAGAGGUGAGUGGCUGUUCGUCAGAAGGCCAUCGAGACCGAUUGUGUGGGUAUGGUGAUCAGCUUGGGAGGCGGGGUAAUGCGGAGGAGGAGGAGGAGGAGGAGGAGGAGGAGGGAGGGGGUGAUCGUCGUCCGGUGAUGUUGAGGAGCCGUCGAUUGAACAGAAAGAUGGGUGUCGGAACUCAUCUUGUGGAUGCUGGGAUCGGGGCGGGAGGAGUACUUGAGGAGGAGGAGGAGGAGGAGAAGGAGAAUGCGACAUCGUCUCCCCGUGAUUAUGGCGGUCAAAGUUAUUCUCUUUGCGGCUCUGAUAGAUCUGUGAGGUCCACGUGGCAAACGGAAGACGACCUUCUUCUCUGGCCUCCGUUAGAUUCCGUUUGCCGGCCUCUCGAGGAGAUGGGAGCUGUCGCCAGCUGUGCGGAAAACGGAGGCGGGAAACUGAGAGAAUUGGCGGGAAAAACUCAAGAAGACAGGGUUGUUGUGCCCGCGUCGAUCAACUGCAAAUUGAUGGGUUAUCAGAGAGAAGGGGUGAAGUUUCUCUACUCUCUCUACAGGGAAGGAAAAGGCGGGAUUCUUGCAGAUGACAUGGGACUAGGCAAGACGAUACAGACCAUCGCCUUCCUCGCCGCGAUCCUUGGGAAGACGGGUACUGUUCGAGAUAUGACGGCUCGUCGGGGCUUCCUUCCACUCACGGCGAAGGAGCAGGCAGUGUUGCAAACGAGAGAAAGGCGUGCGAAAGCGGCCGGCACUCGAAGAGGAGGAGGAGGAGGAGGAGGAGGAGGAGGAGGAGAGGGUCAGUCAGCACCUACCCUAUUGGCGAUUGAUGAGGACGGAAGGUGCGAAAAGGAAGAGGCGGAUAUCAAGAAGCCGUCGGGGAAGAAGAGCGCCAAGGUCGUCUUGAUUAUUUGUCCGGCGACAUUGAUCCAGAACUGGAAGCGGGAAUUUGACGACUGGGGGUCGUUUGCUGUGGCAAUAUACCACGGGCCUGGGAGAGAUUCUUCCUGGUCCAGACUUCAGUCGGGGGAAGUGGAGGUGAUGCUGACGAGUUUCGGGACAUUUCGAUCAAGAGAUGAAGAGCUGUGUCAGAUUGGCUGGGAUUGUGUGAUUGUCGACGAGGCUCAUCAGUUGAAGAACCAGAGCUCGGAGAUUUACAAGUCGGUCUCGAAGAUCGUUACCUGCCGGCGAUACGGUCUGACGGGGACCGUCCUGCAGAACAAGUACGAGGAAUUGUUCACCAUCUUCAACUGGGUGGCUCCGGACCUGUUCCUGUCGAGGAAGGAGUUCAGGGAUUACUAUGACAUGCCAAUGAAGCAGGGGCAGAGGAAGAGUGCCCCUCAGCUGCUGCAGAAAACGGCGGAGAAAAGGUGCUCGGAGCUGUUUCGAGUGCUCAAGGGGCACAUGCUGAGGAGGACGAAGGAAGGCACGAUAGGCGACAAGCUCCAGGGGAAGACGGAGAUGGCCGCUUUCUGCGUGAUGAGUCCCGUUCAGCAACGAGCGUACCGACGAGCGCUCAGAACCGCCGACUUUCAGUUGCUUGUUCGGAAAGACGAAAAGUGCGACUGCGGAAGUCGACGCACGCGGGAGAAGUGUUGCUGGUCGAAGCCGAGAGGCACAGAAGCCGAGGGAGAGUACAUCCUCUGGCCUUAUCUGCAUCGCGGACGCCCCGAAGGGUGCGACCAGUGCCCGUACUGUCUGGUAUUCCCCUGCCUGACGAAACUUCUGCAGAUCUGCAACCACUUGGAACUCAUCAAACCCAACCCUGCGGACGACGAGGACAAGCGUGCCAAGGAUGCCGCUUUUGCUCGGCUCGUCUUAACCGACGACAGUGGCAGCAGUGACGCGGCUGACGCCAAACAGCUGUCAUCCGGAAAGGAAGCCUCGCGACGGGGUAGCGAUGACGGAGGCAGUGACGACAAACGGUUGUUUUCUGGACGGGAAGCCUCGCAACGGGGUAGCAACGGUGGAGGUACCGAUGACAAGCAGCUGUUAUUCGGACAGGAAGCAUUGCGACGGGGUAGCGCCGACGGUGGCAGGGAUUACAAGCAGCUGUUAUGCGGACAGGAAGCAUUGCGGCGGGGUGGCAACGACCUGGGAUUGGGAAGCGAAGAAGAUCGUGGUUACGCCCGUUGUCCCCCUUGUGACGGAUGGGGAGGCGGGCAGCAGCUAAAGGGGGGGGGUAGGUUUGCGGAGGCAGGGGAUUAUGGAGGAGACGGUUGUAGGUUUCCAGAGCUGAGCAAUGUCCGCAACUGCGGGAAGAUGUUAUUCCUUGACAUGCUGUUGAACGACUGGCUCGCUAAGGACGACAAGGUACUGCUGUUCAGCCGAUCGGUCAAGAUGUUAGACAUUUUGACGCAGCUGAUGGAUAGGCGGGGCUACCGCUACGCCCGCCUCGACGGAUCGACACCGAUGUCGACGCGCCAGUCUCUGGUCAACCAGUUCAAUUCCAGCCCAAGUCAGCAGCUUUUCUUGAUCUCCACCACCGCAGGAGGAUUGGGCCUCAAUCUGACGGCUGCGAACAAAGUUAUAAUCUUCGAUCCUCAUUGGAAUCCGACCUAUGACUUGCAAGCCCAGGAUCGCUCCUUUCGACUGGGUCAGCAGCGCCCCGUUACGGUUUAUCGGCUACUAGCGGCCGGCUCGUUCGAAGAGCUCAUCUACACAAGACAGAUCUACAAGCAGCAGCAGUUCAAAAUGGCUAUGACGGGUGAGGGGGAGACAAGGUACUUUGAGGGCGUGCAAGGGUGCAAAGAACACCAAGGCGAACUUUUCGGAAUCAAGAAUUUAUUCAAAGACCUAUUGGACCGGGUCUUUACCUUCGACAUAAUCGAAGGAAAUGCUGCGAGCGGUGGGCGAAUAGAAGAAUGCAGGGCGCUGAGCGACCUCGGCUCGAGGAACAUAGAUGAUGUGUUGAAAAGCCGCAAGCCCUCCGUUCCUGCAAAGGGCGUGCUGACGCAUGGCGCUACCGCAAACAGGCAUCCUGCGGAAGGGGAGGAAGACGAUGAGCAUGGCUUGGGUGAACUUGCAAGGCUGGUUCAAAUCGAGUCGAAGGGAGAGAGCGGCCGCCGCCUUGAGACUGCUGCGGGCAGGAAGCCGCCGGAGGGCACGUCUGACGUCUGCCGCACGGAGAAUGAGGUUUGCGUCGAAAUUGAUGAUGAUGCCGCGAUGCAUGGCAACAACCGAGAAUGCGGCGGGCCUACUUCUGGGCCAGGUUCAGGAGAUGGGAGUAGUAAAUGGAGUCAUGGUGAGGGACUGGAUUUGUCAGACGUCGGGAGCUUGGCGUCAGAGGACGCACUUCGGCAGUCGGGGGUCGUCUACAUGCACCGGGCUGACAAGAUAGUCGGCACAAAGGCGCGGGAGAAAGCAUCAAAAAGGAGCGUGGACCCUGCAUGCACAGCAGUGGAGGCUGUCGUAGACCGUCGCCAGCGGAAGCAAGCUGGAGAAGGUUUGCGCCAUCGUAGCGAUGAUGUCAACGGAAAAUUGCAGGGCAAUGAUGAUGUGUUUGGUCGCGAAGAUUGCCGCAAACGGGAGCGAACUCCUGCUGCUGCUGCUGAUGAUGAUGAACAGCGCUUCGGUUCGACAAGAGGGAAGGAGAUGGCGGUUCUGAACAGCGGGCUUAGGGAGGGGGAAACGGUUCUGUGCUCCGGCGGAGGUGGUGGUUAUGGGAGAGCGGCUGCCCCUGCGCCUGUUCUUCUUCCAGAUCAGAGUGCGAGGGAGCCGAGCGCGGAAGAAGGUUGGGCGGAUGCAGCGGCAAGUGGCGAAGAACCACUGCGGGAUCGGAAGAAGUGGGGCAGGAGGGUUAACAAACGCGAAAGGGAUUCUGACGACUGCGGGUCCGGAGCUGGCGAUCGGCCAAAUGCUGCAAACAAGGAUGCACGCGACAUGUCCGGAAAAGGCGGCGGUGAUCCAUCGAUUAAGAAAUGCAAUGCGGAUAGGGAGGGGCAGGAGGCGAAAGGACGAAGAACUGACCGGGGUACGAACCCAAGGUUGGGUAUCGGUCGGGCAACGAGGCUGGAGGGAGAUGAUGCCGCGGUGGCAAGGAGGCCCGCUUGCCAGCCGCCGCCAUCUAGGCCUAGUCUGGGCUCGGAACGCGGUCGUCCUAACUUACAAAAGAUGUUCCCUCAAUUGGCUAAGUUCAAAGGGGUGACUGAAGUGGAAUUGAUGCAAUGGUUGGUGAAGGCGGGGAAGGAAGGAGCGAACCGACUGCUGACAGAUUUCUGUAAGUAUGAGCAGCAGAAGGACUUGUGAUGCUGCUGAAGGAUUUCUGGAAACAGGGAAAUGAACAAACAAAGCAGUGCAGUCCUCCGGCUCCGGGACAUCCGUUAAAAUUGGAACGAUACAGAGGAGAAAGAUUGAUGAGCAUGGCCACGGCGCAAUCAAGGAUGACACGCAUAAAUCGAGAAAAUGGUACAAACAAUGCUGCAGCAGCCCAAAACAAGCAAACAAUCAACUGGCCUAGCUCAGCUGGUACACUCAUGAACUGUUGAAAUAUCCAGCUCCACCUAUCAGAUGACGACGAAGAACAAAGAAAACAAUGCUGCUAUCAGAUGACGAAGAAGAAGAAAGAAAACAAACAAACAAACAAACAAACAAGCAAACAAACG
This is a messenger RNA of Chara braunii, 5401 nucleotides long. Lineage: Eukaryota; Viridiplantae; Streptophyta; Charophyceae; Charales; Characeae. The record is from the annotation of a GenBank genome assembly.